Molecule: messenger RNA, 675 nt
Organism: Cryptomeria japonica (Japanese cedar)
Lineage: Eukaryota; Viridiplantae; Streptophyta; Pinopsida; Cupressales; Cupressaceae
Exons: 3
Coding region: 365-646 (93 amino acids)
Source: RefSeq, a predicted model, not a curated record
GUUAAAUUGGGAUUAUUGCACAUGCGUUUGAAUGUAAUGCAGCUUUACCAUUUCACUGCUCUUUGCUCUGCCUUCAAAAACGCUUGGUGUCCUUCACAAAUUUUGUAAGUUCCCUAUCGGAGGUUUGGAUCUUGUUGAUCAGCAUUCUUGCAAACAAGAUUUAUCCUUUGGUUGUACCAUAGGCAACCACCUGACAAAGUUCAAGAUCUGUUUCAAGAGCUCUGAGGAGAACCUAGAGGUGAACUCAGCAGCAGCCUCGUCGGCCACAGUAUCGUCGUCGACAAGGCUUCCAGAGGAUCUGCACGAGUGCAUUGUGCUUUUUAAGCAAAUCGAAGAUAGAGGCAACAUUGAUGAGCUAAUCCAUAUGGCCCAACAAAUUCUUCAGAGAAUAAAGUCUAAACAACAAAAUAACCCUGAAAAUGCCACCACAAGCUCUCAACUAUAUCAGGGAACAGAACAAGAAAGCGGCAUAUGGACGUCUAUUACUAAUAAAGGCUCGCAAUUCCAAGGGUUUUUAAAUAAAUUUGGAUCAUCGGAAGCUUUGCAUCAAUCGAUAAAAAUUGCUGCAGAGAUGCUUCAACAAGGAGGACAAAUAAGUUCGAUUGGGGCAGGGUUGUCAACAAUCGCAUUUGUAUUGUCCAAAUAAGAAAAAAUGUGAGAUAAUCAACCUGAAUG